Hypoxylon fragiforme is the source of this 2405-nucleotide messenger RNA. RefSeq names its product beta-lactamase/transpeptidase-like protein. The record is from RefSeq and is a predicted model, not a curated record. Bases 603 to 2321 code for a protein of 572 amino acids. NCBI's taxonomy places the organism in Eukaryota, Fungi, Ascomycota, Sordariomycetes, Xylariales, Hypoxylaceae. The transcript is spliced from 7 exons.
UUAUUGAUAUCGUGCUUUUAGGUACCUACAAUAGGUAGGUGUAUCUUUACUACUACCUAGGCAUGCUGCCUCCCGCGGCCUUGCAGUAAUUAUCUAAUUCUAGGUACGGUUUAUUAUUUGCCUGCAGUAUGUAGCAAUCUCCACAUCCAAUGUGCAAGUACGAUAGCUACCUUACCUACCUACCAGGCCCCUCCUCAGGUAGAUAUGUCAUUCCGAGCCUAGGCUUUCAUCAUAUACGGCACUCAGGGACUUGGUAUGGUAACCCAAGGUUUCAUUUCUCUAAUUCGGAUCUCUGCCUUUAGCCAUGAUAUCGGUAGCAUCAUGUCAUUGGCCGCGCAGGUCUCUAUAUGCUACGUCGAAUGUGAGAUUCCGAUGGGGUGGGCGCGUUACCUGGAUGCUCUCAAUUUCAAGGGUUGCUUUUUGGGGAUCUGUAUCUACCUACCCGCCAAGAGUAACUAUCUAUAUAUUCACAUGGUUUCCCGGGAACGUUGAUGUCGGCUACCAUUAGGUCCUCAGCUAUAUGUCUUCCAGUUCUUAAGAUACUCUUCGGUUAUGUAACUUUUAGGUUACCGUUUCCCUAGUUCAAUUUCUAUAUCUCCAAGAUGCUCGUCGGUAGGAUUAGCGUCGUGCUGGGCUGUAUCGUCUCGCUCGUAGGCGCGUCGCCAACAUGCCCCCUCGACGGACCUGUUUUCCCCAAGCCUCGCCUGCUUUCCCAGAGCGACGCUAUUAAGGCCGCAGUGGCGAACCUGACCAGCACAUUCGCCAAUAUCACAGCGGGAGCCCAGAACUACUCCUUAUCUGUGCAGGUCUUCUCGGCGGACGAGGAAGAGCCCCUAUUCUCCGUGUCGCACACGGCACCUAACCUCCCGCCGAACACCACCGGAGUGAGGAGGGUCGACGAGAACACGGUUUUCCGGCUCGGGAGCUUGACGAAGAUAUUCACGAUAUACGCCUUUCUGAUCAAUGCUGGCGAGAAGUACUGGCACGAGCCUGUCACGAAUUACAUACCGGAACUUCAAGCAGUCGCCAAUCAGUCGGACCCGGUGAGUGACAUAGAUUGGAAUGAUAUCACCCUCGGAGGUCUGGCUACGCAGAUGACAGGCAUCCCGCGUGAAUAUGCGCUAUUGGGAGAACUGACCCAGUCGAGCGAGACGAGGGACAAUGUGGUGCAGUACGGGUUUCCGCCUCUGGCCCAGGAUCAAAAACCUCCGUGCGGAGCAUACCCAACCUGUGAUCGAGCGCAAUUCUUCGCCGGAAUCAUUUCAUUCUACCCCUCCCUAGCCCCCUACGAGACGCCGGCAUAUUCCAACGUAGCGUUCCAACUCCUCGGCUAUGCCCUCGAAACCAUCACCGGCAAGUCUUUCACAUCCUUGGUGCAAGACUCGAUCAUCAAUCCCCUGGGGUUAAACAACACGUCUCUCCGGGCCCCGCGGGCCUCACGUGGCAUCAUUCCCGGGAACCAGACGGCGACGGGGUGGUCUUUUGACAUUGGAGAGUCUGUGGCCGCCGGCAACAUGUACUCCUCAGCAUCCGACAUAUCGAACCUCGGCCGCGCCAUCCUCAGCAACAAGCUGCUCUCCCCCGUCGUCACUCGGCGGUGGCUGAAGCCCUUCGCCUUCUCCUCGGACCCGCUCGCCAUGGUCGGCAUGCCCUGGGGCGCGCGGCGGAUAAAGCUCGAAGACACGUAUCGAUACACGACUGCCUACAACAAGGCCGGGAACAUCGGCGACUACAGCUCGCUCUUGGCAAUCAUGCCCGACUUCAACGUUGGGAUCUCGAUCCUGGUCGCGGGGGAACUGCCGCCGAAUGUGGGCUUUGGUCUCGCUGACAUCAUCGGCGAGCCCCUCCUCCCCGCCCUCGAAGCCGCCGCCCGCGCAGAGGCCGGGUCCCUGUACAGCGGGCACUACUCCUUCCACGACUCCUCCAUAAACUCCUCCAUGACGAUCACCACUGACGACCUGCCGGGGAUGAGCAUAUCGCAGUGGUUCAGCAACGGCACCGACUUCCGGUGGAUAUCGACGGUGCUGCAGAACCAGUACACGCCCGUGACCCCGCGCAUCCGGCUGUACCCCACCGGGCUCGAGGGCCCGGGCACCGACGGCGUGGGAAAGCGGGUCGCGUUCAAGGCGAUGUUCGAGGACGCGGACAGCCCGAGGCGCGACGGCAGGAUGUUCUCGACCGAGUGUGGCUCGUGGGUCUCGAUCGAGUCGGUCAUAUAUGGGUCUGCGGCCAUGGACGAGCUGAUCUUCAACCUGGAUGCGGAGGGGAAGGUGCUUAGUGUCACGUCGCCGUCGCUGAGGAUUACGUUGGAUAAGGAAUAAGACCGUUUUUUUUGGUCUGGUUUAUACGUGUAUUAAUUACUAUUACAGACUUAUAUCUACUUAGCUUCUAUAUAUAUAUAUAUA